Messenger RNA from Dictyostelium purpureum, 624 nucleotides. RefSeq lists its product as uncharacterized. The record is from RefSeq and is a predicted model, not a curated record. Bases 1 to 624 code for a protein of 207 amino acids. The transcript has a single exon. NCBI's taxonomy places the organism in Eukaryota, Evosea, Eumycetozoa, Dictyosteliales, Dictyosteliaceae.
AUGGAUAAAAAUAAUAAUAAUAAUAAUAAUAAUAAUAAUAAUAAUAAUAAUAAUAAUAAUAAUAAUAUAAAUAAAUAUAAAGAUACUUUUUAUAGUUUAAUAAAAAAUAUAGAAGGAUUUGGUAAAGAAAGUUUGCGAACAUGGAAAUUAUUAUACAUUGAUAAUGACAUUAUUAAAAUAAUGGUAGUUGUUAGAGAUGAUAUGGUAAAUGUAUUUGGUGGUAUCCAUGGAGGAUGUCUUAUUGGAAUGAUGGUCAGUGCAGGUACAAUUUUGGAUUUGGUUAUCAAGGACACUCUAUUAACUACUCUUGGAUUAACAUCAUCUAUAGUUACAAAUGGUAGAGUAGGUGACACACUCAUCAUCACAUGUCUGGUUGAUAGAAGGACCAAAUUAGGUUUUUGCUUUUCAAGUGCCAAGGUAGAGAAACUUAAAAAAGGCACCAUUGAUAUAUCUGAAAACGAAGCCAACACUGAUGAAUACGGCACAGUUUACAAAGAUGAUCAAUUAUCAUUGGUUGCAACAACACUAAUAGUAUUUAAAAACUAUCCUUUUAAGGAAAAAGCUUCAUUAGUCAAAGAAAUUGAAAAAUCAAAUAAAAUUUCAAUUUCAAAUAAUAAACUAUAA